Molecule: messenger RNA, 1710 nt
Organism: Juglans microcarpa x Juglans regia
Lineage: Eukaryota; Viridiplantae; Streptophyta; Magnoliopsida; Fagales; Juglandaceae
Product: RNA pseudouridine synthase 6, chloroplastic-like
Exons: 9
Coding region: 15-1505 (496 amino acids)
Biological process (GO): pseudouridine synthesis
Molecular function (GO): RNA binding; pseudouridine synthase activity
Source: RefSeq, a predicted model, not a curated record
AAAAUCUGGCAUCGAUGGUCAAAAUAUCUUGUCAUCACAUCGAACCCAGUGCAAGGGGGACCCCAAUCAAGAUGGGUUCCGCGAGUUUUGCUUCAGUCUUAGCCAAUGGCUGGCAGAGUUUCAGUUCGCCAGUGGCUUUCGUGCGCACGUUAGCAACCACCAACGCUCCGCUCUGUAAGCACUACAACGACAAUCACUUGGUUGCUUGGUCUUCGACUUCUGGGUCUCCACAAAGCAAUGGCAGAACGUUUGCAUGUGAAUCCUCGAGUCCAGACGUUACCGCCAUAACUCCUGUUGUAUGCGGCCCCGAAUAUCAUCGCUUGCUUCCGUGUACCACACACAAGGGCCCGCCCAGAGUUGAACACUUGGUUGUUUCAGAAGAAGGGCCUGUUCUGGAAUAUAUCUGUAAAACUCUGGAUCUUCCUCCUCUGUUCGUUGCAGAUCUCAUUCGUUUUGGAGCUGUAUAUUAUGCCCUUGUAUGUCCAAAGCCUCCUCCAAGUGCCACCCCAGAGCAACUUAGGAUAUUUGAAGUUGUUACAGCACCAUCAGUACUAAGAAAGAGAGCUUCCAUCAAAGGGAAAACAAUACAAGCGGCACAAAAGACUUUUAGGGUAACUCAUGUAGAUCAGUUCCUUGAAGCCGGAUCAUACUUACGGGUGUAUGUGCACCCAAGACGCUUUCCAAGGUGCUAUGAAAUUGACUGGAACUCAAGGAUCAUAGCUGUGGCUGAAUCCUACGUGGUUUUGGACAAACCUUCGGGUACAUCAGUGGGCGGAACUACGAACAAUAUUGAAGAAACUUGUGCAACCUUUGCUACCCGUGCCCUUGGUUUAACAACCCCUUUGUUGACCACCCACCAGAUUGAUAAUUGCACAGAAGGCUGUGUUUUGUUAGCAAGGACAAAGGAUUACUGUUCAGUUUUUCAUGGAAAAAUCAGAGAGAAAAAGGUGAAGAAACUUUAUCUUGCUCUUGUUGCUGCUCCUGUGCCAAUUGGGAUUAUUACGCACUACAUGCGUCCAACAAGCAUGGCGCCAAGACUCAUUUCAGAAGAUUUCAUUGAAGGAUGGAACUUUUGUCAACUUGAGGUCUUGGAAUGCAAGGAGGUUCCGUGGCCGAAUGCUGUCAUUGAAAAUAAAUAUUGUAUCGAAGAUUGCGGCUGGCCCUCCAAAGAUGUUGCAUAUGAGUGUAAAAUCAACCUUCUGACUGGUCGGACUCAUCAGAUUCGAGCACAGCUGGCUGCCUCUGGUGCACCGUUAGUGGGUGACUUGAUGUACAUGCCAGCUGCAAUUGCAGAGAUGAAUAAUCCUGGGCUUAACCCAUUUGGCAAAUGCAAGAAAGGUUAUACAAGUGAGACAGAUAACUCAACGGCUGUUACAGAAUGGAUUGCACUGCAUGGGAAGGAACCAAAGAUUGCUAUUGGUCUUCAGGCAUGUCAGAUCUCAUGGGAUAAUGGUGCACACACAUAUAAGGCUGGAUCUCCUUGGUGGAGAUGUGAAAUAGCUUAGAAUAGAUACUUGUGGAUAAGGAUCAAAGGAAGGAUGAAAACUAAAUGGUCCAUGCUGUGUGGUUCACUUCAUCUCAUGGAAACAAUUUUGAUAGGGUUGUAAGAAGAAAAGAGAACUUGGUUAGUCCUCAGCUGAAAACAGCUAAAGACAAAAACCCCAACAUUGUCCAGAGGCACCAGAACCACAUCGCCUGAGAAAUUUAACA